Molecule: messenger RNA, 3429 nt
Organism: Gracilinanus agilis (Agile Gracile Mouse Opossum)
Lineage: Eukaryota; Metazoa; Chordata; Mammalia; Didelphimorphia; Didelphidae
Gene: GPD2
Product: glycerol-3-phosphate dehydrogenase 2
Exons: 18
Coding region: 56-2239 (727 amino acids)
Biological process (GO): glycerol-3-phosphate metabolic process
Cellular component (GO): mitochondrion; glycerol-3-phosphate dehydrogenase (FAD) complex
Molecular function (GO): glycerol-3-phosphate dehydrogenase (quinone) activity; calcium ion binding
Source: RefSeq, a predicted model, not a curated record
CAAGCGUCUCCUGCUCCCUACUCUGUUUCGAGAAGAUCAGCUUUAAGAUUAAGAAAUGGCAUUUCAUAAGGCAGUGAAAGGGACAGCUCUGGUUGGAGGAGGUGCACUUGCCACUGUAUUAGGCCUCUCUCAGUUUGCUCAUUACAGAAGGAAGCAAGUCAACUUAGCCCAUGUUGAAGCAGCAGAUUGUUUCUUAGAAACUAACCUGAAGGAACUUCCUUCAAGAGAAGCUCAGCUUGCAAGUCUCCAGAGCACUACUGAGUUUGAUAUCCUUGUUAUUGGCGGAGGAGCAACGGGAUCUGGCUGUGCCUUAGAUGCUGUUACCAGGGGACUAAGAACAGCCCUUGUAGAAAGAGAUGAUUUCUCAUCAGGGACCAGCAGCAGAAGCACUAAGCUCAUCCAUGGUGGGGUGAGAUAUCUUCAGACGGCCAUCACGAGCCUGGAUUAUGAGCAGUACAAGAUGGUGAAAGAAGCACUUCAUGAGCGUGCCAACCUGCUUGAGAUUGCUCCCCAUUUAUCUCAUGCACUACCUAUAAUGCUUCCGAUUUACAAGUGGUGGCAGUUGCCUUACUACUGGGUAGGAAUAAAACUCUAUGACCUGGUUGCAGGAGCUAAUUGUCUGAAAAGCAGUUAUGUCCUUAGUAAGACAAGAGCACUUGAACAUUUUCCAAUGCUACAGAAGGACAAGCUGGUAGGAGCUAUUGUCUACUAUGAUGGACAACACAAUGAUGCAAGGAUGAACCUUGCCAUUGCACUCACUGCUGCCAGGUAUGGUGCUGCCAUUGCCAAUUAUAUCGAAGUGAUGUGUUUGUUGAAGAAGAGGGAUCCAAAGACUGGGGACAUGUGUGUAAGUGGCGCACAUUGCAAGGAUUUGCUAACAGGGCAAGAAUUUGAUGUGAGAGCCAAAUGUGUUAUCAAUGCUACGGGACCUUUCACAGACUCGCUGCGCAAAAUGGAUAAUCAGGCCCUUACAAACAUCUGUCAGCCCAGUGCUGGGGUACACAUCGUGAUGCCUGGUUAUUACAGCCCAGAGAGUAUGGGACUGCUUGACCCUGCCACCAGUGACGGACGAGUUAUUUUCUUCUUGCCCUGGGAAAAGAUGACCAUAGCUGGGACAACUGACAGCCCAACUGAUGUCACCUCACAUCCUAUUCCUUCGGAGGAUGAUAUUAACUUCAUUUUGAAUGAAGUACGCAAUUACCUAAGUUGUGAUGUUGAAGUGAGAAGAGGGGAUGUCCUAGCAGCUUGGAGUGGAAUUCGGCCCCUUGUUAUAGAUCCUAAAUCUAAAGAUACCAAGUCAAUCUCUCGGAAUCAUGUUGUUGAUACCAGCAAGAGUGGCCUUAUUACCAUAGCAGGUGGAAAAUGGACAACUUACCGUGCCAUGGCUGAAGAUACCAUAGAUACUGCUAUCAAAAAUCACAAUUUUAGAGCAGGGCCAUGUAAGACAGUUGGGCUUUUUCUGCAGGGUGGUAGGGAUUGGAGCCCUACUUUGUACAUUAGACUGGUUCAGGAUUAUGGACUUGAAAGUGAGGUAGCUCAGCAUCUUGCUUCCACUUAUGGUGACAAGGCCUUCGAGGUAGCCAAAAUAGCAUGUGUAACUGGAAAAAGGUGGCCCAUCGUUGGAGUGCGUCUUGUGUCUGAAUUCCCAUACAUUGAAGCAGAGGUGAAAUAUGGAAUUAAAGAAUAUGCAUGCACCGCAGUGGAUAUCAUUGCACGCCGUACUCGACUUGCCUUUCUGAAUGUCCAGGCUGCAGAGGAAGCUCUGCCUAAGAUUGUUGAACUGAUGGGAAGAGAAUUGAAUUGGAAUGAUGAAAGGAAAAAGGCGGAACUCGAUUGUGCAACAAGAUUUCUAUACUAUGAAAUGGGCUACAGGUCUCGAUCAGAGCAAUUAACAGAUCUUUGUGAAAUUAGCCUCCAGCCUGCUGAUAUUGAAAGGUACAAGAAGAGAUUUCACAUGUUUGAUAAAGAGCAAAAAGGCUUUAUUACCAUAAUUGAUGUUCAGCGGGUGCUAGAGAGCAUCAAUGUUCAAAUGAAUCAAAAUACACUACAUGAAAUUCUCAAUGAAGUAGACUUGAAUAAAAAUGGAGUGGUUGAACUCAACGAAUUUCUGCAGCUGAUGAGUGCUGUCCAAAAAGGAAUGGUAUCUGGAAGCCGUCUGGCAAUACUCAUGAAGACUGCAGAGGAAAACCUGGAUUCAAGGUCUCCCAUUCCAGUGGAUCGAAGUUGUGGAGGAUUUUAAAUCAAGAUAAUGAUGACUUGUAUCUCCCUCAACCUAAUACAGUAGGAAAUUGACUUUUGCUUAGGAACUCAGAUUCCUUUGCUAGAUCUGCAUUUGUUAGAUAGGCCUUGUGCAUGUUUAGCUGGGAGUGAGGCCUUGCAUCAGUUUUCUUCUGAAAUCUGCUGAGUCUGAAUCUGCACUUCUUCACGAGAUCUAGAAACUUGUCUUGAGAAUUGGCUGGUGCCAACCAUUUUUUUUUCAAACUGUGAAUAAAGUAUACAGGCAUUUUUGUGUCAUGUCUUAAAUUAACAUUCGAGGGGAUACCUGAUAAUAACUUUUGGAAAAAUCGACUCCUCCCUGAAACCUAUUCCAGUUAGUCUUACGGAGUGAUUUUUGGACACACUUUUACAGGGGUUGAGCUGAAAAAAAUCCUGUCUGUGUUGAAAACUGUGUAGGUGAUGUGAACAAAAAUAGUUCUCCACCAUAGUAGUAGCAAUAGUAAUAAAAUAAGGCCUGUUUAUAGACCAUAGUUGUCUGCCACAUAAGCAGUGUACCAUUUCUUGAUUUCAAUCAAUGUAUCCUGAGUAGAACUUCAGGAUUUCUCCUGCAUGCCCCUUUAUUCUGCUUUAAAUUCUGGCUUUGUUUGGCCUUUCUUCGUGGUAUGCGGAAUGCUAGCUUUCUCUUGUACUCUGGCAAAACUACAUUUUUAUUUUUGAUAGGUUAAAAAAUGCAAGGGUCGAUCAUUGAAUUAAUUAUCCCACAUUUUAUGUAUUUAAGAAAAAGCUGUUGGCAUAUGAAUGUAAUAAUGGUGAAACCAAUGCAGUUGUAUCUUUGUACUGUUUUGCAUUAUUUCAGUCCUAUGGGUGGUCCAGGGGAAAACCGUCCUUACUAUGUGUGAAACUAGAAACAAAAUACCAACAGCUACAAGCGCUGUGCUGGCGUGGAUAGACAUACUGCAUGUUUUUACAUGUGGCACUUUUAUGUAUUAUGUUAGGUUAUUGUUCUAGAUUGGACUGUUAAAUACUGUGUUUGAGGCUGGGUUGUCAUUUUUAUAACUGUCUUGGUGUUUUAUUGCCAUUAUUUAUUACUUUUGAUAUACAGAAUGAGCUGCAUGCAUUUAUAGAGCAAUAAGAGGAUGUAUUUAAUGUGCCUUGUUUUUAACUGAAUAAGAACUGAAAGCAUGAAUCAAUAAAACUGAUUAAAAUGGUCCA